AUUACUAACAAUGUUAGAGAACGAUGACAUCGAGAUCGCAAGUUACUUUAAGUCAAAUUUGCUGGCUUGUCGGCAAGCGAUCGACGAGGAUUUCAAAAAAUUCGCGUCUCUAAAUACCAAUGGCGAGCGGGUCUCUUUUUUGCUCAGCCAUCCCGAGGCUCAUUAUCUUACUCUCGAGGUCGAAAACUGUCCAGUGAAAAACAUCGAGAAUGCGCUGAAAAUAAAGGAAACCGGAAAUAAAUAUUUCGGACAGGGUAAUUAUUUGCAGGCACUUGAAAUUUAUUCAAAUGCUAUUUUGGUGACUCCCAAGAAAGAUCUAGGAAUAUUUUUAGCAAACCGUUCCGCGGCUCUGUACAAUCUAGAUCUACAUGAACUAGCGCUCUCGGACGCAAAUGAAGCCUUUCAAAUCGGAUAUCCCAAAGAACUGGCAUAUAAAUUAGAAGAGCGACGCGCCCGAUGUUAUCUCGCACUUAAAAACAACACGCAGGCCAUUGAGUCAUUCAAAAAAACUCUGAUAAAUUUAGACGAUACCAAAUUACUGCUGGAGAAGAAGCAGAAACUGGAGAUGGACAUACGGAUGAUGCUGGCAGUGAUGGAAAAAGGAAAGGAGUUGAAUAAAUCAAACAAAAACAAAAACAAUCUAGUCAAACAAUCAACGUCUAGAAGCGAACUUCCAAAAAUAGUUGACUGCAAUCCGCUUUACCCGAACUGCAGUUCCGCGGUCGAGAUCCGCGAGACAGCGGAUGCGGGAAGACACGGGAUCGCGACGCGCGACAUUGAACCGGGGGAAGUUUUGAUAGUCGAAAAGCCACACAGUGCGAUGUUGCUUGGGGAAUACAGACUGAAAAAUUGCCAGUACUGCUUUAAAAAAAAUGUCGCGCCGUAUCCAGCGGCGUGCGAUACCUGCGCUAUCAUCGCGUACUGCAGCACCCGGUGCCGCGACGACGACAGCAAAGCGCAUCUCAAUGAAUGCAAACUUCUGGCCCCUUUAUGGCUGUCCAACGUUUCCGUCACCUGCCUGUUGGCCAUCAAAGCAAUUCUGCAAAAGCCGUGGUCCAAACUGAAGGCUUUGAAAGAUGAUUUUUACAAAACUAGAUCAUCUUUCAGACCUACCGCUGAGCAUACUUUCAAGGGAAGUGACUACUUGUCUUAUUGGUCUCUCGUGACUCAUGAGAGUGAAAGAACUAUCGAUGAUUUAUUCCACCGCGCUUAUAUGACAGCAUGGUUGCUACGAGUACUGAAAUUAAGUUCUUAUCUUCCGGAUAACGUUAAAUCACAGCCGGGAGAACCGCUCACUGAAGACGAAUUAUAUGCAGCAGAUCUACUGUGCCAUCAUUUGCAACUUUUGCAAUUUAAUACUCAUGAAAUUUCCGAGAUAGUGAAGCCCAGAGGGGAAAUUAAUUUGGCCAAAUGUAAAAAUAAUUUUAUUGGCGGUGGGUUGUAUCCAACUCCUGCGCUAUUGAAUCAUUCUUGUAAUCCAGGGAUUGUUCGUUAUUUUGUAGGCACAACAAUGAUAGUUCGUUCAAUUCGAACAAUAAGAAAAGGUACUGAAGUUUGCGACAAUUACGGGCCUCAUUUCGCGACAACAGAGGAAUCGGAUCGCAAACGAAAAUUACGAUUGAAUUAUUGGUUCGACUGCAACUGCGAAGCUUGCGACCAACACUGGCCGCUACUCAAUGAAAUAAAUCCCAAAUUAUUGAGAUUUAGAUGCGAGACAGGAGCAGCCUGCGGCAAUGUUCUGCGAGUGAACGUCGACUCAAAUGAAUUUAUGGCCAACUGCAGCAAGUGCGGUAAGAGCACAAAUAUUAUGAAAGGAUUAAAAGCUCUUCAGGACACUGACGCGCUCUUCAAAGUCGCCUCGAGACAUCUUGAAGACGGCGAGAACUCCGAGGCGCUGGAUACUUAUUUAAAAAUAUUGAAAAUUCUUGACGAGACUCUUGCGCUGCCCAUCAAAGACUACUAUCUCUGUCAGCAGGGUGUCAAACUCACCAUGCUGCCGCUCGGCAACACGGCUGUGAUAUAAAAAAUUGUACUAC
Messenger RNA from Microplitis demolitor, 2036 nucleotides. Its product is annotated as SET and MYND domain-containing protein 4. The record is from RefSeq and is a predicted model, not a curated record. The transcript is spliced from 5 exons. The coding region runs from base 11 to 2023 and encodes 670 amino acids. Gene Ontology annotation, molecular function: protein binding. Lineage: Eukaryota; Metazoa; Arthropoda; Insecta; Hymenoptera; Braconidae.